CCCAGCUUUUUAGAUGGUUCAAUGUCGGGAUAGGAAAACCUUCCAAAAAAAAAAAGAAACCAAAUCCUGACCCCCGAUGAGGGUGACCACGGCUAUGCGACUGGCGGCAUUUACCGCUCGUCCAUUACGUCUACGUCCGAGCUUAUGGUCCUCCUCAUCAGCCUCAAACUCGAUCAAGUCGGGCUUUCAAUAUGUUGAUCCUUGGACUGCCAUCUCUACCAAGACAUUUUCGUCUUCAUCUCUUACGACACCAAAAACACCUCGUCACAAGACGUGUCCCGACCGUAUCGUGUCACGAGACAGAAAACGUGUCGUCUCCGCGUACCACCAUUCAUCCGCAUUCUUACGACAAAAAGAUGAUGAUUCUCUUGGGAAAUCUUCCACCGUCCGUGAUGACGGGUCCAAACCUAAUUUGACCUCCGCGAGGGACACCGAAUUGACGUGUGCAUACUUCGACAAGGACGGUUCGUUGCUGUCCGAGCACAGACAACUCACAAAGUCCAAGAUAGCAGAGCAAUUCGAACUCCGACAUCGAGAUCUGCGGGACAUUGACCUUCGCUCUGAAUCGGUCACGCGCAUCCUCAUCCGACCGGCCACGAUUCUUUUACAAUUCUUCGACCUGUGCAUGAUCAUCCAGGCCGAUGAGGCUCUCCUCAUCAAUCUACGCGAUUCUCGUUCUAAUGGUUCUCAGGAUGAAGAGGGAAACGAAAACGAAACCGAAAAUGACAGCGCCAGCAGUACCAUGUACGGCGACUUUGAGAGGCGAAUGUCGGCCAAAGAAACCGCCGACCUUCCCGAAUUACCGUACGAGCUACGUGCGGUGGAAGCGGCCCUGAUCGCCGUCCUCUCCACCAUGCGCGAGGACCUCGUCCGGGCGAAACAAGACGCAGAAGAGAGCGCGGAAAAACUGAACCUCGAGUCCGGUUUCGCCGCCGUCGGUCUCGACCUGCUGUUUGAACAUUCUCGACAACUGGGCAAGAUCGAACAAAAGGCCCGGCUGGUGCGGGACACGAUCCGUGAGGUCCUCGACACCGACGAGGAUCUGGCCGGCAUGUACCUCUCCGACAGAAAGGCGGGAAAUUCCCACGAGAUCGACGACCACCAAGAGGCCGAGUACAUGCUCGAGGCCUACCAUACCGCCGCGGACGCCCUGGUCGAGUCGGCCGGUGGCGCCAUGGACGUCAUGCGCAAGAAGGAAAACACAUUCAGGUCGAGCCUCGACGUGCAACGGAACCAAAUCAUGUUUCUCGAGGCCAAGGUCGCCAUCCACACUCUCGGCGUCGGAGCGGGGACUCUGGUGGCCGGCUUGUUCGGAAUGAACCUGAUCAAUUAUCUGGAGGAAGCACCGUACGGCUUCCCCGUCAUGACCGUCGCGUGUGUCGUCAUCAGCUCGUUGUUCUCCGUCAAGGGCAUGAGAAGUAUAUGGCGCAUCCAAAGGUUGAAGGGUAUCCAGGGCCAGAUGAUACCUUCGCGCCGUCACCGUAGACCUUGACGUGCGCUUGUGAGGCGACUUUCGGGGGCGUGGCAACCAGCAAGUGACUAUAGUCGGGCAGUUUUAGUCGUCACCUUGGGGUUGUGGGUGGGAUCUCCUGGCACUGUAUAAUAGCGAGACGCAGAAACUCGGUGUCAGCUCUACUACCCUUUCGACUCAGGUACGGCUUUCGUCAGCAGUGUGACGUCCGGUGCAGCUGCUCUCUGUGAUUGAGUCGGUGUCAGCUGCACGUGCAACUGCAUACCAUGCCAUCGGGCCACCACCUCGCUCCGCUCUUCCUCCGUCGAGGCUUUGGCGUCCUCGUAACCCUGCGUAAAGUGCGCCGCGAGGAUGAAACUCAAAGUGUCGUCGCCGUAUUGCUUCCUCAACGCGUCAUACGCGGCUCGAAUGCCAAACUUCCUGCCGUUCACGGUGAUGGCUCUGGCCGGCAUGAGGAGACCGCCUAUGCCUUUACCUAUGCCCUUGCCGAAGCCUUUCCAUCCUCCUGCCCUGGCACCUUUGUAGGGCUGGUACACGACGCCACUCCACUUCUUGGCGAUGUUGAUCGGUAGGUGCAGCGCGGUGUAAGCCACGGAUCCAAAGUGACUCAAAACAGGGUUCGGUCCGCGAUCCCACGUAAAUUGGCCAGCUUCCACGGGGUACUCGUACGGCCGGUACAGACGAAGCUGGUUGAUGUCCAGGAGACCCUCGUUGCUGAGCACGGUGGCAGCGAAGGCGCUCAGUCUGAUGCCACGGCCCACUGGGCUUUUGGACUUGAUGAACCACACGGCGGGCCGGUUCGGUGCCAGAGCACAUCGGAGACCGUCGACGUUCAUUUGCUGAUGAAAGCUUGCUGCUCCCACUUCGCACCCUUUCUCCUCCUUGAUCCGGUCGCCAAGUUCCCGAGCCCGUUCGAGCGUCGCGGGCUUGAGCGCUUCCAAGAUGGCAUCGGCAAGACGGUCUGCCGUGAGCUCUUUGGCCGGAAUGGGUGUUGGACCUGCACCGGCGCGGGCGACCAUCGAACCCCAGAAUGGCUGGUCACCGAAAAAGGGAACAAUGACAGUCGGCCGACCCAGGGCUAUCCCGGCAGCAGUGGUGCCAGCGCCGCCGUGAUGAACCACACAAGACACACGCUGGAACAGCCAGUCAUGGGGACAAUUACCUAGCAUGAACACUCCUUCGGGCUUGCCGAGGGCAUCACCACCGAGGCCACCCCAGCCUUUGGAGACAAGCGCACGUUGUCCAGUCUUUUUCACCGCGUCAAAGAUGAGUUUGGUCAUUGCGUUGGGGUCGUCGACCACGAUGGAGCCGAAGCCAAUGUACACCGGUGGCGGACCCGCGGCGAGGAACUCUGCGAGGUCUGGGUCCGGACGGUAGUUGGAUGCCAUGUUGAGGAAGAAGAAGCCUGAAAUUGUGAUGUGCGGACCCCAGUCUUUGGGCUUUGGGAUAAGUGCUGGAGACCUAGUUGGUUCAAAUCAAUACAUGAUUUCAAAAAGGCCGUCUCGAGGUUCCAUGCUUACCAGCAAUAUGUGUAUGGUAUUCGCAGUUUAUACAACAUGUCUACCGCCGCGGCUUGG
Messenger RNA from Exophiala oligosperma, 3048 nucleotides. RefSeq lists its product as uncharacterized. The coding region runs from base 77 to 1492 and encodes 471 amino acids. Gene Ontology annotation, biological process: mitochondrial magnesium ion transmembrane transport. Gene Ontology annotation, cellular component: mitochondrial inner membrane. The transcript has a single exon. The record is from RefSeq and is a predicted model, not a curated record. Gene Ontology annotation, molecular function: magnesium ion transmembrane transporter activity. Lineage: Eukaryota; Fungi; Ascomycota; Eurotiomycetes; Chaetothyriales; Herpotrichiellaceae.